GGACCUUAGGUGGGAUUUUAUUGUGAUAGUCGGAGUGAGUCACGUUUUUGGAGCCGUUGCCGGGGAACUUCGGUCCGUUAUCUUGAAAAGAUUGUUUGGUGUUAAUCUAGCAUUUAUUUUCAGUUUUGCUAAUUGUGAAGUGUGCUUGUGCUAGACGUGUUGUGUUCUUUAAGUGUGUGCAGGGAGGUGCAUGACCCGAAGCAAUCCGGCGACUUUAACACCACUGGAUGAGGACAUUAACCAGACUCUCUGACUUUUAGCUCGAGAGAGGGAGCUAGCGGAGGCAAGAAGGAGAAAUGAAGAAAGGGGACAACAAGUUGGUCCCAUAUUUGAAGGAAUUGAAGGAGAAGUUGAAGUUGAGAUGGCGGGGAAUCAACAUUGAGGUGCUAAUCCGCUUCAAAAUCAAAAAGAGGAAGCGGGAGCCAAGGACUAUGGGCUAUUACAUGGCUCCACUGACGGCGGAUAUCCAAUCUCCCAUCUUACUUCCACCCGCGGUCGCCAACAACUUUGAAAUCAAACGCGCUCUUGUGACGAUGAUUCAAAACAAUGCCUUAUUCCACGUGCUUGCCAGUGCAUCACCGCGAGAGCAUGUUCAAAGGUUUCUUGAGCUUGCGGGAAGCCUGAAGGUUCUUGUCAACACUGACCAUUCCGCCAUUUGCUUCUUGACGAACAAGGCCGAUGCCAAGCCCCCCCCCCCCCCCCCCAAUAUGAUGGAUCCUACUUCUCCAAGAGUUUGAUGUGGAGAUCAAAGACAAAAAAAAAGGAGCCAAAAAUCUAGCGGCGGACCGCCUCUCGCGAAUCGAAGGACCAACAGGGAGUACCCCCAAAGAGAGAUAAAUGACACUUUCCCCGAUGGCGGUUGUUCGUGCUUGCAACUGUUGAGAGUGCCGCCACUUGUUUUGCCGACUUUGCUAAUUACUUGGUUGGAAGGUAAUUUCCCAAGGGGAUGAAUACUAAUGGGAAAAGAAAGUUCUUCUCCGAUCUCUGCAAGGAAGGUGCUUCAAUCGGGAUUCUAUUGGUCGUCCCUAUUUCGGAAUGCCUACACAUUUGUGAGUCAUUGUGACAGCUGCCAAAGGGCAGGUAAUGUGUCUAACUGAAAUGAGAUGCCCCAAACGAUUUCCAUUACAUGUGAUAUUUUUUUAUGUUGGGGCAUCGACUUUAUGGGACCUUUUCCCUUAUCUUUUGGAAACAAGUACAUUCUAGUGGCUGUGGACUACGUCUCGAGGUGGGUCGAGGCUCAAGCUCUCCCCACCAAUGAUGCAAGACGGGUUUGCGGAUUUCUUACAAAACUGUUUUCACGAUUUGAAACCCCGAGGGCCAUCAUCAGUGAUCGACCCACCCAUUUUCAAGGGCAAUUAGACAAACUCCUCGGUCGCUAUGGUGUUACCUACCGGGUGUCAAUGACCUAUCAUCCCCAAACAAGUGGACAAGUAGAUUGUCAAAUAGGGAACUGAAAAGGAUACUGGAAAAGACCGUGGACCAAUCCCGCAAGGAUUGGUCCGCAAAACUCGAUGAUGCUCUAUGGGUGUACCGCACAGCCUACAAAACCCCAAUAGGCGUCUCGCCUUACCAAUUGGUGUACGACAAGGCGUGUCAUUUUCCCGUAGAGCUAGAGCAUAGGGAUUUCUGGGCCACCAAGCUUUUGAACUUGAGGAGUGGCGCCUCCAGGCCUAUGAGAAUACCAAGAUUUACAAGGAAAAGACGAAGCGCUUGCAUGAUGCUCGACUGAAAGGAGUGAAGGAUUUUCAAUUGGGAGAUCAGGUACUCUUGUACAACUCCCGGUUAAGAUUAUUCCCCGGAAAGUUAAGGUCGAAAUGGUCGGGCCCGUAUGUGGUAAUGAAAGUGUUCCCAUACGGGGUGGUUGAGAUCUCCCACCCAGAGCAAGGAACUUUCAAAGUGAAUGGAAACCGCCUCAAACGUUACCUUGGAGGAGAGGUAAUUCCCCAAAAGGAGGUGGUGUUCCUACAAGAUGCCUAGUCCAAAGUCUACGUCUAGCUUAAGACUUUAAACUGGCGCUUGUUGGGAGGCAACCCAAUGGAGGUUAGCAAGUUUCUCUUGUUCUACUAUCGUAUUGUUAUAUGUAAUAACCUCGCCUCGAGCGAGAAUGUGUUGUGUUUGUGUGUGUAUUUUUGUCUUCUCCUUGAAGCUCAAAUCUCCUACCCCGGAAAAAAUUCCAACUUUCACUCACCAAGCUAUGCCGUAACAUCGUUCUACCCCUAUCUUACGCCAUUGAGCCAAUGUCGAACUUAAGUGCUUAAGUGUGUGUGUGUGUGUGGGGGGGGGGGGGGAGUAUUUUAUUAUUAUGCUUGUGUGAGUGUGAGUGAUGCUUGGAGCCUUGAUGUAUGCCCAAAUUUGAAAUUUUUGAGGGCUCCAAGCAAUGCUUGCAUGAUCAAAGUGGCCGGUUUGUAGGAGAAUCUUGUGUUUAUUGGCAUUGACCUUGAAUUGUUGCAUGUGAUCGAGCAUGUCCUAUGAUGAUAACUGAGAGGUGCAUUAGGAUAGUGCAAAGGUUUAGUUCUCAUGUGUGCAAAAAUGAAUAGAUGUCUUGACU
Messenger RNA from Linum trigynum, 2548 nucleotides. Lineage: Eukaryota; Viridiplantae; Streptophyta; Magnoliopsida; Malpighiales; Linaceae. The record is from the annotation of a GenBank genome assembly.